UGAAUAACAUUUCGUUUUUGUUUUACUUUCUGGCAAGCAGAUUUUACGAAAUUUAUCCAAAUUUACAUUUGCAAUGGAGGCGGAUUUAGAAGUGCAGAGCGAACUUGAGAAGGACACCAUCCCCAUCAAAAUUGGCAUAAUUGGAGAGGCCAAUCUGGACAAGCCCAUCUACUUGGCGGAGCGCAUGGAGUAUGCAGUAUGCACGCCGUUUGGAAAACCAUCCGAUGUGAUCAUCGAUGGCCAGAUAGAAGGCGUCAAUGUGUGCCUGCUAUCGCGCAAUGGCCGCAACCACGACAUCAUGCCCAGCAACAUUAACUACAGGGCGAAUGUGUGGGCCAUGCGCAAGAUGGGCUGCACCCACAUCCUGGUGACCAAUACGUUCAGUUCGCUGAGGGACACCUUCCAGCCGGGUCACUUGGUGGUGCCCAACGAUGUGAUAGAUUAUACGUCCAGGCGUGCUCAGACCUUCUACGACGGCGCCGUGGGUAGUCCAUUGGGCGUCUGUCACGUGCCCAUGAAUCCCACCUUUUGCGAACGCACCAGGCAGCACCUUCUGAGUGCCGCCGAAGAGCUGGGAUUCCCGACGGGAUCCAGCGGCACGGUGCUCACUCUCGAAGGACCGCGUUACUCCACCGUGGCCGAAAACAAUAUGUUCCGCAAGUGGGGCGCCGAUCUGCUGAGCAUGACCCUGUGUCCCGAGGCCAUUUUGGCCAAGGAGGCGGGCAUUCCGUACGCCUCGCUGGGUCUGGUCACCAACAUGGAGUGCUGGUGCGCCAAGCAGCCGAACGCAACCACCCAUGAAAUCAUCUACAUCUUCAAGAAGCAAUCCGAAAACCUCCAGAAGGUCCUGACCACGGCUAUUCGGAAUAUGGCUGCCGAGGAUUGGGCCGAGGAUAUUCUUAAGGCAAAGUUUCUGGUGUGCAGCAACUUUGCUAAUAGUAAAUGAUGGUCGGUCUUGUGAAAGGUAUUGUUUAAAAAAUUAUGAAAAUAUAAAU
Drosophila sechellia is the source of this 995-nucleotide messenger RNA. Its product is annotated as purine nucleoside phosphorylase. Gene Ontology annotation, molecular function: S-methyl-5-thioadenosine phosphorylase activity. Gene Ontology annotation, biological process: nucleoside metabolic process. NCBI's taxonomy places the organism in Eukaryota, Metazoa, Arthropoda, Insecta, Diptera, Drosophilidae. The transcript is spliced from 2 exons. Bases 74 to 946 code for a protein of 290 amino acids. The record is from RefSeq and is a predicted model, not a curated record. Gene Ontology annotation, cellular component: cytosol.